Molecule: messenger RNA, 2153 nt
Organism: Temnothorax curvispinosus
Lineage: Eukaryota; Metazoa; Arthropoda; Insecta; Hymenoptera; Formicidae
Product: CREB-binding protein-like
Exons: 5
Coding region: 1231-1752 (173 amino acids)
Biological process (GO): positive regulation of transcription by RNA polymerase II
Cellular component (GO): transcription regulator complex; histone acetyltransferase complex
Molecular function (GO): transcription coactivator activity; chromatin DNA binding; zinc ion binding
Source: RefSeq, a predicted model, not a curated record
AUUGAUAACUUUUUAUCUAAAUUGUGAAACGAUCUGAAAUUUAGCCCCGAACUUGGAAACAGAAUACAUGAAUAUAUGAUAUUUCAUCAACUUCGUAGCAUUUUAACAAACUCGAUCCAGAACAUUCUUAAUGACAAGAUAAGACAAGAUAAAAGAUAAGUUUAAGAUUUUGUGAGUUUCCUUUAUUAUGAAUACACAAUUGAUUAUGAUGGAUUUUCAAUCAUUCUUCUAGAUAAAUUCCAAUAAAACGAUAGAAAACAAUAAAAUACUGUAAAGCCAAAUCUACAAUAUGUUCUUUGCUUCCUGUUUUAUGCUCUUAACCUCUUUGCGACUAGGUAUUUUUUUCGUAUUUCGCAAUUCCAUCGCGACUCGCGUAAACGUGAUGUUUCUUGUCUUUUCUGAAGUUCGUCAAUUUUUAUCUUGGACGACACAGAACAAAAAACAUCGCGUUACGCGACAGAAUUGCGAAAUUAAUACAUUUUUUUUUUGUGGUUGUUAACCCCGGUUGGGGUUAUUAACGCCUUCAGCCCCGCCUUUGGGCUAUAUAGCGUAGUUUGGUUUGAAUCCGUGAUUCUCUUCAAUCUUGUGUAUUCCCUUUUUUUUCCUCGAACAGUCCUUUUUCUUUGAUCUGCGAUGAUUCCCUAUGUUUUCUUCCACUUUAUAUAUUCCCUUUUUAACUCGUACUUUUAAUAUUCCUCUCUUUUUCUUUCUUCCUCGUACAAUUCCUUCUCUUUGAACUUUGAUUCCUUAUGCAGAAUCCCUCUUCAUCUCGCCCGUAGAUCAACACAUAAAUACGCUUGUGUUAAUCAGGAGAGGGGAAGGUGGGGCGAAAAACCCUCUCCCGAUUAUGUAUAUGACUGCAUAUGUGUAGUUGUGUGUGUAUGUCCGCGGUGUACUGAACUCGGUAUGCCGUGGGUGCGUUGUGCCCAAGAAAUUGCGCGGAUCAAUUCCCCCUGCGGCCAAAAUUAAUACGAUAUAGUCGCAAAGAGGUUAAGAGUAGAAAACAGGAAGCAAAGAACACUGUAGAUUUGGCUUAAGAAUUCUAUCGUAUGCCAACGAUUGAAUCCGCUUUCAACAGAGAAUGAAAAAAAAAAUGAUAGGAAACGAUAAGAUUUUUUUCCAAAUUGUAUCGGUUCCUAUCGUUUUCUAUUAGGAUUUUUCUUAUCGGGGUAUACUUCGGCAGGAGCCAAAAAACAGAAGAAAAGAAGCACACCUUGUUUUUUCUUCAACAUGGUUUACACUUGUAAUAACUGUAAAAGUCACGUGGAGACCAGAUACCAUUGUACACUUUGUGACAAUUUUGAUUUAUGUGUAAAUUGUAAAGAAAAGGACGGUCAUCCACAUCCGAUGGAAAAACUUGGCUUUGCUUUGAAUAAUGACCCUUCACCUGCGGAUAAGAAACAAACAAAUCCACAGGAGAAUUACGAACGCAGGAAAUUAUCGAUACAGAGAUCCAUUCAAUCAUUGACGCAUGCCUGCCAGUGCAGAGAUGCUAAGUGUCAUCUACCAACAUUGAAUUGCCAGAAGAUGAAGCGACUGAUGAUACAUGUAAAGUAUUGCAAGGAGAGAAAGACCAAUGGCAACUGUCCUAUAUGUAAAGAGCUGAUAACGGUGUGUUGUUACCAUGCGAAAGGCUGCCAAGAGACCAAGUGUCUCGUUCCAUUCUGCUCCAACAUCAAGCACAAGAUAAAGCAUCAGCAACGAAUACAACAGUUGCAGCAACAGCCUGUAGGGGUCGAACGACUGCCAUGAAUACGAGGCUCAACGGCACACCGCAACAGCUGAUGCAGCAACAGCAACAGCAUUCUUUUUCUUUUUUGUUUAAUGGAACCUACCUUUUGUCAGUGGACGAUACGGGCUUAAAGGUACCUUUUCACGUUGACGCUCGACUGACUUGAAGAUAUUAGUUGAAAAUAAUUAAUAUUUUACGUAUUUCGAAGUCCAUUUUUGAUUGUAUUGCGACGAUCAACGAUGAUUCAGCGUCAACGCUGGAUGUUGAAUAAAUACAACUUUAUUUUUCCUGAAGAUUUUUGCUCGCUGAAAAUGAGCGUCGAGCGUCAACGUAAAAAAUGACACCUUACGACCAUCUAAAGUCGUUAUUUUAAAAAUGUCUUUAAAGUCGUCCAAAUAAAGUUUUUUUGUAACUAUUUUUA